AUGUCUUCAGCGACUACAACUUCGACAGCCACAGCUGCUCCUCCUGGCCGCCCCAAUCCUAGCACUGUGGCCGAGCAUCUGCAGGGAUCGUCGGAAUCGUGGCAUGGCCAGAUAACUCCAGAUGGGCCUUUCCCUCCACAGCAGGGCCGUUACCACAUGUACAUCGGACUCUUCUGCCCGUUUGCGCACCGAGCAAAUCUCGUGCGCCAUCUCAAGGGCUUGACAGACCUGAUAGACAUCUCCGUCGUCAAACCGUACCCCAAGGGCGAUGAGCACGGAUGGCCCGGGUGGCAGUUCCCCAAAUCCGACGACGAGUACCCCAACGCCACGGUCGACAAGCUCUUCGGCAGCCUGUAUCUGCACGAGGUCUACUUCAAGGCCGAUCCAGGGUACAAGGGACGCUAUUCUGUGCCGGUCCUGUGGGACAAGGACACCGGCACGAUCGUGAACAAUGAGAGCCCGGAAUUGAUGAGGAACUUGCAGGUGGCCUUCAACUCUCUUCUUCCGGAGGAAUAUGCCAACGUCACGCUGUACCCGGAGCACCUGCGCGGCAAGAUCGACGAGGUGAGUGAAUGGAUGCAGAGGGACUUGAAUACCGGCGUGUACAAGGCCGGAUUCGCGCCGAACCAGGAACAGUACGACAAGAACGUCCCCGUGGUGUUUGCGGCACUGAACAAAUUGGAAAAGAUGGUUGCACAGAACGACGGACCGUACAUCCUGGGUAAAGACCUAACCGAGUUGGAUAUCAGGGCCUACGCCACGAUCGUGCGCUUUGAUACCGUGUACGUACAGCAUUUCAAAUGCAACCUAGGCACGAUCCGACACGAUUACCCGCAGUUGAACAAUUGGCUGAAGAACCUGUACUGGAAUGUCAAGGGAUUCAGGGAGACGACCGACUUCAAGCACAUCAAGGAGAACUAUACCAAGAGCCAUGGAGAUAUCAACCCCAAGGCCAUCACACCCAUGGGUCCCUAUCCUGAUGUUGAAGAGGGCUUUGAGCCGGAUCACACCAGGGUCAGGGUUGGUGGUGUCUCCAUGCCCAGGGUGGUGGAGCUGGAAAAGCAACUGCCGGGAUGA
Molecule: messenger RNA, 1077 nt
Organism: Fonsecaea multimorphosa CBS 102226
Lineage: Eukaryota; Fungi; Ascomycota; Eurotiomycetes; Chaetothyriales; Herpotrichiellaceae
Exons: 1
Coding region: 1-1077 (358 amino acids)
Cellular component (GO): cytoplasm
Molecular function (GO): glutathione transferase activity
Source: RefSeq, a predicted model, not a curated record